AUGACUCCAGUUAUUGAGCACUCGCUAGUGAUGAUGACCCCAGUUAUUGAGUACUCGCUUGUGAUGAUGACCCCAGUUAUUGAGCACUCGCUAGUGAUGAUGACCCCAGUUAUUGAGCAGGCGCUAGUGAUGAUGACCCCAGUUAUUGAGUACUCGCUAGUGAUGAUGACUUCAGUUAUUGAGCACUCGCUAGUGAUGAUGACUCAAGUUAUUGAGUACUCGCUAGUGAUGAUGACCCCAGUUAUUGAGUACUCGCUAGUGAUGAUGACUCAAGUUAUUGAGUACUCGCUAGUGAUGAUGACCCCAGUUAUUGAGCACUCGCUAGUGAUGAUGACUCCAGUUAUUGAGUACUCGCUAGUGAUGAUGACCCCAGUUAUUGAGUACUCGCUAGUGAUGAUGACCCCAGUUAUUGAGCACUCGCUAGUGAUGAUGACCCCAGUUAUUGAGCACUCGCUAGUGAUGAUGACUCCAGUUAUUGAGUACUCGCUAGUGAUGAUGACCCCAGUUAUUGAGCACUCGCUAGUGAUGAUGACUCCAGUUAUUGAGUACUCGCUAGUGAUGAUGACCCCAGUUAUGAAGCACUCGCUAGUGAUGAUGACCCCAGUUAUUGAGCACUCGCUAGUGAUGAUGACCCCAGUUAUUGAGCACUCGCUAGUGAUGAUGACCCCAGUUAUUGAGCACUCGCUAGUGAUGAUGACCCCAGUUAUUGAGCAGGCGCUAGUGAUGAUGACCCCAGUUAUUGAGCACUCGCUAGUGAUGAUGACCACAGUUAUUGAGCACUCGCUAGUGAUGAUGACUCCAGUUAUUGAGUACUCGCUAGUGAUGAUGACUCCAGUUAUUGAGUACUCGCUAGUGAUGAUGACUCCAGUUAUUGAGCACUCGCUAGUGAUGAUGACUCAAGUUAUUGAGUACUCGCUAGUGAUGAUGAUCCCAGUUAUUGAGUACUCGCUAGUGAUGAUGACUCAAGUUAUUGAGUACUCGCUAGUGAUGAUGACUCCAGUUAUUGAGCACUCGCUAGUGAUGAUGACCCCAGUUAUUGAGCACUCGCUAGUGAUGAUGACCCCAGUUAGUGAGUACUCGCUAGUGAUGAUGACUCAAGUUAUUGAGUACUCGCUAGUGAUGAUGACUCAAGUUAUUGAGUACUCGCUAGUGAUGAUGACCCCCAGUUAUUGA
Messenger RNA from Pecten maximus, 1173 nucleotides. Its product is annotated as dynein heavy chain-like. Bases 1 to 1173 code for a protein of 390 amino acids. The record is from RefSeq and is a predicted model, not a curated record. Lineage: Eukaryota; Metazoa; Mollusca; Bivalvia; Pectinida; Pectinidae. The transcript has a single exon.